Molecule: messenger RNA, 2622 nt
Organism: Harpegnathos saltator (Jerdon's jumping ant)
Lineage: Eukaryota; Metazoa; Arthropoda; Insecta; Hymenoptera; Formicidae
Product: protein claret segregational
Exons: 5
Coding region: 408-2330 (640 amino acids)
Biological process (GO): microtubule-based movement
Molecular function (GO): microtubule motor activity; ATP binding; microtubule binding
Source: RefSeq, a predicted model, not a curated record
CCCUCUGCAGUGACACAAGUGAUUGGCCCGUCUAUCGUAUCUCACGUAGUAUUCGUUGGAAUGAAAGUUUCUCAUCUCUUUCAUAGGCCGAUGUACAAUGUGAUUGAAUUCAAGUUUGAAUAGAGGCAGCGGUUUCUUGUAACCGCUAUCCAGUCGAGCUUGAGAAGAAAGAAAGUCGUCGCCGGUCGUUGCGCUGGUUUUACCCGAAUCCCUGCACACCGUUCAAGAUCACGAGAAUCACCGAUUAAUUUCUCGCGAGAAAACUUAUUGGUUCGUAAGGCGAACAGACAUGUCACUGACGCGCGAGCAUUAGGUAAUUUUACGAUAGUUUACUCGUAAAGGAUUGUACUUGUGUUGCGACUGUGUGCUGCGACUGAAGGACUGAGUAUAAUAUUGUGAGCUACGAGAUGGAAUCUCGCUUACCAAAGCCAAAAAUUAUAGUAAAGAAGACAAUCAAUACAAUGGAUAUCAAUACUAAUAAUAAGCAACAAGCAGUUAAAAGUGGAGAGAAUGCUGUGAAACCAACAAGUACCAAAACUACAAAUGAGACCAAACCAUUACCUAAGCCGCUUCUAGUUCGUUCAAAAACAUUAACUACAUUUACACGGACAAAUAAUAUAAAGCCUAUUAAAAGAACAGCUACCACAGUUACUACUGUAAGUGAAGCAAAGAGACCAUUUGUUAAACCCAAAGCAUUAGUGAAUAGGCCUAAUGCAGUCAACAAUAAUGCAACAAACAAAGGAAAUCAGAAUGAUGCGGGCAAGAUACAAAAAUGGGAUUUGAGAGGUCGAUUAGCACAGGCAAGUGAUAAACUAUCACUUGCACAACAGAAGAAUAAGGACAUAGAGACAAAGUACAAUGAGCUCAAAGAGUUAACUGAUACUCUCAAAGCUAGCGAAGCUGUAUGCAGAGCCAAAGCUGAACAACUUGAGAUUUCUAAUAAUACAUUAAGCAAUGAACUUGAAACUUUAAUGGCAGAAAUGUCUGUGAUGCGACAGCAGCAAGCAGAUUUAACAAAACGUCUAAAAGAAUCUGAAGAAUCAUGCACAAAUGUUUCUCACAUGUUGAAGGAACUUCAAGAAAGACAUGGUGAACAAAAAAUAUUGCUUUCUGAACAGAAUGGACAGUUAACAACUCUGAGAACUGACUUGGAGUUACAGAAGAAAGUAAACGAGGAUUUGAAUACUGUGAGAGAUGAGUUGCAGACUUUGACUCAUAAGAUGGACAAAGAACGUAGAUUACUGCACAACACUAUACAAGAAUUGAAAGGUAAUAUCAGAGUCUUUUGUAGAGUUCGCCCUAGAACUCCAAAGGAAAUGGAACUUAUGAAGAUAACAUGUAGCAUAAACUUCCUAGAUGACUGCACUAUUGAAAUAGGCAAGUUGGAUGGAUCAGAUGUGAUAACUUAUAAUGGAAAGCAACGGGGCAUGAAGCAAGAAUUCUCAUUUGAUAAAGUGUUUGCACCUAAUGCAUCGCAAGAGGAUAUAUUCGAGGAGUUGUCUCUUUUGGUACAAUCUGCACUUGAAGGAUAUAACGUUUGUGUGUUUGCUUAUGGCCAAACUGGCUCUGGCAAAACAUACACUAUGGAAGGAGAAUACACUCUGGAGACUGAAGGAAUGAUACCUAGAACAGUACGACAUAUAUUUAAAGAAAUGAAGCAGUUUGAGCUCCUUGGCUGGCAUUAUCGGAUAGAAGCAAGUUUCCUGGAAAUUUACAAUGAACACAUUGUUGAUCUUCUCGAUUCUCAGCCGAAGACACAUGAGAUACGAAUGGUCGAUAGUAAAGGACAAGAUUUAUAUGUCAGCAAUCUUCGAGUAGAAGAGAUACACAGCCCAGAUGAGUUGCAUAAAUGUCUUCGAACUGCGCAAUGCAAUCGAGCUGUUGCAGCUACUCAAUCAAAUGAACGAUCAUCCAGAUCACACUCAGUGGCGCGAAUACGAUUAAUCGGUACGCAUGUUACAAAACAAGAAGUAUCGGUGGGAAAUUUGAAUCUUGUUGACUUAGCUGGAUCCGAACGUUUAAAAAGCGACGAAGCAGCUAGGACCACAGAAACAAAAAAUAUUAACAAAUCGCUAGCGAAUCUCGGUAAUGUCAUUUUAGCACUUUUAAAAAAACAGGAACAUAUUCCCUACAGAAAUUCUAAAUUGACUCAUCUACUCAUGCCUUCUCUGGGAGGCAAUUCGAAGACUCUGAUGUUGCUAAAUAUAUCUCCGUUAGAUGAAUGUUACAAUGAGACAUUGAAUUCAUUGAGAUUCGCCAGCAGUGUUAACAAUUGUAAGACUGGUAAUAUUAAAAGAAGCCGAAUGCUCUUAACAAAUAAUAGUAUUUAGAAAAAGCAUUUGCUUCUGAGUAAGAAUAUUCUAAUUUUAUAUAUUUGUUUUACAUAUUUUGAUUUGUGUGUGGUAGAUAAUUGUAAUUGCAGUGUCAAUGUAAAUAAUUUAAAAAAGAAUAUAUAUCCUUGGGUAGAUGGAAAAUGCACAAUUAUGUAAUAUUGUCUUGGAAGAAGAAAGGAAAAUCUGCUUAGAACUAAGUUUUCGUCUAACCUACCAUUCAAUCGUAACACAUGACACAUAUAAGGUUAGCCAAUUUAUUGGUCACUGCAAAAGCCUGCAAAGAUGCGUU